This is a messenger RNA of Anoplopoma fimbria (sablefish), 1821 nucleotides long. RefSeq names its product THUMP domain containing 3 (gene thumpd3). The transcript is spliced from 10 exons. The record is from RefSeq and is a predicted model, not a curated record. Gene Ontology annotation, biological process: tRNA methylation. Bases 243 to 1733 code for a protein of 496 amino acids. Lineage: Eukaryota; Metazoa; Chordata; Actinopteri; Perciformes; Anoplopomatidae. Gene Ontology annotation, molecular function: RNA binding; tRNA (guanine) methyltransferase activity.
UAAACACGUACCUUUAUGUGGCAUUGCCUUCUAAUAAAAGCCUUUUCUGUGGCUAACGUUUUAGUCAUAACAACUUUCUAGCUCCCUAAAGCUAACGUUAGCAAGCUAAGUUAACCGGUAACAUUGCUCCCCCAGCUAAACGUUACAGGGUUACAUGUGAGCCUCUGAGCUUGGCACCAGCUGUCAUUCAUAACCUCCAGUUAUACAUCUGAGUCUGGUGAGGUGCAGCCUACAAAUACAGCAUGUCCUCCCAGGAAGGUAUCACUGCAGAACCAGGCCCUACAACAGUGGGACCAUCUACCUCCUCCUCCACUGAGAAUGAUGCCACCACCGGGGAGGUCAUCACUGUCACCAUUGGUGCGACUGUGCCUACAGGAUUUGAGCACACUGCUGCAGAAGAGGUCAAGGAGAAAAUUGGGGUUGAUGCCCGAAUCAGCAAAGACAGGGGUCGCAUCUACUUUCCGAUAACCACUGACAAGCUUUUUCAGGCCCAUCUUUUAAAGUCUGUGGACAACCUGUUUGUUGUGGUUGAGGAAUAUGAUCAUUACCAAUUCAAAGAAUCAAAGGAGGAGACAUUGAUGGAGAUGCAGCAGCUCGCCUCCGAACUCCCCUGGACUAAUGCCUUAGAGGUGUGGAAACUAAAUGGCACCCUGAAAAAAAAGAAAGGUUACCGGAAAGGAGGAAAUGGCACCAAAGGAAAAUCUAAUAGUGAGGCCACUGAUCCAACUGUGGCUGACACUGAGCAGCAAGAGCUUCCUCAGGCGGCGUCUGCUGCUGAAAGCCAGACGAAGGCAGAGAGCACGUCUGACACGGAGACCAGCACACAGGACUCAGAAGAGGCAGAACCUGAGGCCAAACUCAUCAAGUUUCGUGUGACUUGCAACAGGGCUGGUGAUAAACACAGCUUUUCCUCUAAUGAGGCAGCCAGAGACUUUGGUGGAGCUGUGCAAGAAUUCUUCCAGUGGAAAGCAGACAUGACAAAGUUUGACAUAGAGGUGUUACUAAACAUACACAAUGUAGAGGUGGUGAUCGGCAUUGCACUCACAGAAGAGAGUCUUCACAGGAGGAACAUCAGUCACUUUGGACCCACCACUCUGCGGUCUACCUUGUGUUAUGGCAUGCUCAGGCUUUGUCAACCUCAGACAUCAGAUAUAAUACUGGAUCCGAUGUGUGGGACUGGAGCUAUACCAUUAGAGGGGGCCAUUGAAUUUAACAGUUCAUUCUACAUUGCCGGUGACAACCAUGACAUGGCAGUUAACCGCACAGUAAAUAAUGUAUGUCACAUACAGAAACGGAGGGCAGACAAAGGCAGUGCUUCUGGAUUGCCCAUUGACACAGUACGUUGGGAUCUUUGCAAUUUACCCAUGAGGACCGGCUCUGUCGACAUUGUAAUCACUGACAUGCCCUUUGGGAAGAGAAUGGGCUCAAGGAAGAACAACUGGGACCUGUACCCCUCCUGUCUGAGAGAAAUGGCCCGUGUGUGCACACCGGGCACAGGGAAGGCUGUCUUGUUGACUCAGGACAAGAAGUGCUUUGCAAAGGCAAUCUCGAGGAUGGGAGGACUGUGGAAGAGGCUGCAUACUGUUUGGGUCAAUGUCGGGGGUUUACAUGCUGGAGUCUACCUCCUCAAGCGGACCAGUGCCGUGUUUGGCCAAACUCCGGAGGAUGUCUAUGAAUCAAGAGGAACAGUUAAGGCUCAAGGGGAAGAGAAGGGCGACAAGGAGCUCUCUUAAUUCACAUCCUGCGUUUAAGUUCUGAGUUUAUAUUUGAGGCCAUGUAGGAUCAACAUUAUUUAUAUUCUCUUUAACAAUUCACUUUUUU